This is a messenger RNA of Rhizophagus irregularis DAOM 181602=DAOM 197198, 1401 nucleotides long. NCBI's taxonomy places the organism in Eukaryota, Fungi, Glomeromycota, Glomeromycetes, Glomerales, Glomeraceae. The record is from RefSeq and is a predicted model, not a curated record.
AUGGGUGGUAAUAAACGAUCUCAGAAUAAUACUACAAAAACAGGCAGUGACGAAGAGAGAGGAAGAUACAGAGAAGAAGAAAGAAAUAAUGAAGAAAGAAGAAAUAACGAAGAAAGAGGAGAUAAUGAAGGAAGAAGAGAUAACGAAGGAAGAAGAAAUAACGAAAGAAAAAGAGAUAACGAAGGAAGAAGAAAUAACGAAGGAAUCAAAGAUAAUGAAGGAAGAAAAGAUAAUGAAGGAAGAAAAGAUAAUGAAGGAAGAAAAGAUAAUGAAGGAAGAAAAGAUAAUGAAGGAAGAGGAACAGAAAAUAAUCAUGAAAGUGAUGACGAAACAGUGUUAAGUCGAAUCAAAUCGCAUUCAAACAUGCUAGCUAUAUGUAAUUGGUUGGAUAAUAAGCUACGGCUUUUAGAUGAACAAAUGAAAUGUGUCUUUCUUAAAGUAAGAAACCCAUCCAUUGAAACCUGUGAUGAUUUCAUUAGAAAGAUAACAGGUGACGAUGAUUUAUAUCAUAGUGAUGAAUCACAAGGAUAUUUUAAACACAUGCGCAAAGCAUUCACUAAUUACAGAAAUAAGUUCAAUGAUAGUAUUCAAGAACUUAUUACACUUUUUAAAGAUUCAAGAGAAAGACCAAAUCGUACACCAUCUAUAGGUGAAGUAAAAGAAUUUAUAACCGAGGAGGUAGUGAUAAAAAAAGUAUUUAGCCGCCAACUUAAUGCCGUUAAUCAAAAGGAAUUAAAACAAGUUGGUAGUCUUGAAGUUCUUGUAGAAUUUGUGCAAGAAAGCUUUAGAUUAUCAUGGCAUGACAAAGACUUAAAAGCUAUUAAAGAACUUGAUCAUAUGACUAAAGAUAUUAUUAUUCCAUCACGAAGUGGUCAAGACAUUUGCAAUCGAUUAAUGUCUUAUCACUAUCUCAAACAAGACAAAUUAGCUAUUACAACCAGUUACUAUAUGGAAAAAAGAAAAGAAAUGGUUAAUAGCAUUCCUAAAAGAAAAAACAUAAGGAAAAGACAAAAUAAACCUUCACCUGCUAGUAUUCCAAUUUCCAAAUGGUGUUCUAAGAGAAAAGAUAGAGAAGAACCCAAUGAAAUAGCUUUAAAAGCGCUUAAAAUAGCUUCUCAAGAGAUAAGUGAGGGUAUUAGAAAAGUUUAUAAAGAUACCCUUGAUAAAAUUUAUAAUAAUAACUCAUGUCCAAAUAGCCCAUUAUUUGGAAGACCAGCGUUUGGUUCCGCGUUUGUACCUUCAUUUGGUUUUGGGAUUGCAGCAACAACAACAGCAACAACAAUAGCAGCAGCAACCACCACAGCAGCAGCAACAACAACAACACAGCAGCAACAGCAGCAACAGCAGCAACAGCAAAACCAGCAGUUUGGUAAUAGAAUUUAUCAAUUUAAAAUAAAAUAG